CCUUUGCUUCUGCUCCAAAAAUAAAAAUAAGAUGGCGGAAGCAACACCCAAGAAACCUCCUGAUUGGAAACAUAUAACUGAACCUAUUCAUGACGCUGAAUCCUUGAAACAAGAAUCAAUCAAUGCCAACCAUGACCAUCUUAUAACUGAAAUUGAAACUUCUGAUGGCCCUUUAGGGACGACGUUGAGGGCUGUUUAUGAAGGAAAAGAAUUAAGUAAAUUCAGAAUUCGACUUGAUGACAAAAUCAGAAACCAUGAUCGUGAAAUUGAGCGCAUGUGUAAUUUUCACUACCAAGGUUUUAUUGACUCUAUCAGAGAAUUAUUAACUGUACGACAAGAUGCUGCAAAGUUGAAGGAUGAAGUUCAGCAGGUAGACCAACAUCUCCAAGAAUCAUGUGUUCCACUGAUGACAAAAGGAGAAGAACUGGUGAAAUGUAGGAGAAUACAAGGCAAUAUUGCCACUGCUGUGGAGAGUCUUAAUUUGUGUCUGCCAGUUCUUGAAAUGUACCGUAAACUACAAGAACAGAUGACUAGUCGAAGGUUUUAUCCUGCAUUGAAAACAUUAGAACAAUUAGAGCAUACAUACUUACCAAGAGUUAACUCCCAUUGGUUUGCUCAGACAAUGGCAGAUGAUAUUCCUAAACAGAGAGAAAGUAUCAAAGAAGCUUCUAUGUCCGAUCUGAAAGAUUUCCUAGAAAAUAUUAGAAAGCAUUCUGGAAAAAUUGGAGAAGUAGCAAUGUUGCAUGCAGCUGAACAAAAUAAUAUGGAUCCUGCAAUUGUAAAAGCUACUCGCAAGAAAGUGAAAAAGAGAAGAGCCCCUCCCCCACCAAACCCCUUCACAGGGGAAGUAGAUGCCCCACCCCCUCCAGUCAUCCAGGACGAAGAGGAUGAAAUAGAAGAUAGUGCAGAAUUAAGUGCCCAAGAUCUGAUAGAUUUCUCUCCUGUGUAUAGGUGUUUACAUAUAUACAGUGUAUUGGGAGAUCGAGAAAGAUUUGAAACAUAUUAUAGAAAACAGAGAUGGAAACAAGCUAGACUGUCAUUACAACCUCCGUCAAAUAUGGUCAUGUCAAUAAAAAUUGAUACUUCAGAUCAGCAGCAAACAGAACAUGAGUCUUUAGAUAGUUUUAAAAGAUAUUUUCAUGAUAUUGUUGGUUUUUUCGUUGUCGAAGAUCAUAUUUUAAAUACAACACAAGGACUUGUUAACCGGGCAUACAUUGAUGAACUGUGGGAAAUGGCAGUAUCAAAACUAGCAGCAUCCCUACGAACAAAUACAGUACAAUGUAAAGAUACCAGUAUGCUGUUGGAUGUCAAGAACUUGAUUAUCUUGUUUUGCCACACUUUAAGGGGGUAUGGUUUUAGUGUUGGUCAUGUGCUGGAGCUGCUCCUUGAAAUGAGGGACCAGUAUAAUGAUGUUCUGACACGACAGUGGGUAGACAUUUUUAAUGAAAUCUUCAGUGAAGAUAACUAUACGCCUAUCUAUGUUGAAAGCAUAGAGGAAUAUACAGCAAUAGUCACACAGUUUCCGAUCCAGGAUGAAAACUUGGAAAGGUUCAUCAAAAUGGAGGAAUCUUUUCCAAAGAGAUUUCCUUUCUCUCAAUUUGUCCCUGAUGUUUACAAUCAAGUCAAAGCAUACAUCAAUGCAUGUUUAAAAUACUCAGCAGAUCUGCAUUUAAGUCACACAGAAAUAGAUGAUAUGAUAAGAAAAUCAACCAAUUUGCUGUUGACUCGAACACUUGGAAGUUGUUUGUCUUCUCUUAUAAAAAAACCUAGUCUUACAUUGUUACAGUUAAUACAGAUUUCAAUAAACAUGAACUACUUAGAAAAAUCAUGUUUAUAUUUAGAAGAAUAUAUUUCCAGUAUAACUGGUGCUCAAAAUGACAGUGUUCAUAUGGCCAGAUUACAUGGUACAACUAUGUUUAAGGAUGCAAAAAGUGAUGCAGAGGAACAUAUAUACAAACAGCUGAAUUUGAAAAUAGAUGAAUUUUUGGAUCUUGCAAGCUAUGAUUGGUUGUUACCAGAAGCCAAAGGUCAUGCCUGUGGCUAUGUCAUAGAUUUAGUGGCAUUCCUACAAAGUACCUUUAUGUCUUUCACAAACUUACCUGAUAUAUAUUUACAUCUAUUGGAAAAGGUAGCCAAAACUGCCUGUAUGUCAGCUUGUAAACACAUAGCUAACAGUCUCAAAGAAUUCCUGUUGGACAACGAAACACGACAACUGACAAUGGGAUCACUUCAACAGUUUAACCUAGAUCUUAUACAAUGUGAACAUUUUGCAGCAUCAGAACCUAUUCCUGGGGCAAAUGAUGGCAAUCUGCUGCUUGCCUUUGCUGGCAUUAGACAGUUACUUGAUUUGUUCCUGAAUUGGGAUUGGUCUUUGUAUCUAGCAGAUUAUGGACAAACAAACUCUAAAUAUGUCAGAGUACAACCACAAGUGGCAUUAAGUUUAUUAGAAAAAUUACACAAUGCUGAUAAAAAGAAGAACACCAUUUUUGGAUCCCUCAAUAAAAAAGAAAGAGACAAGAAAAAAUUAUUGGACACUGUAUUGAAACAGCUAAGAGGUUUGGUGAAUGGAUCAACUCAACAAAUACAAGGGUGACAUUUCCUUGCCAAGUAGACAAGUGAACAAAAUAAUGACAGAUUUGCCAUGUAUAAAACCAAUGGAUGGCAGAAUGGAGUUAGCCAAAUUCUCUCCUAGAAAAAAAAGAUUUAAUCUUGUCAGGUUAUUUAUGACAUGGGAGAUAACUCCACAACUGGAGUUUCAGUGGAAUCACUGCCUCUCAUGCUAUUUUGCAGACCUGUGAUCAGAUUUUAUGAUAACAUUGUAUUUUGAUGAUCCCACAAUUUCCUAUACUAUCUGUGAUCAUUUCCAUGGUAUUUUAUAAUAGUAUUUGUUAAGUUUGACUUUAAUUUACUUUGUUGACCAGUAUGUUAUUGCUUAGCAAUUUUAGGAGUAUUUUCCAAUUUUGCAAUUCCAACUUUUUCACAUUUUUGUUCUCAAAAUAUCUGUUAUCAAUUGGUAAAUAAUGUUGAGGAUUUUUGUGGAAGCAUUGCCUGUGGUUUGGGACAAAGGCAUCUGUCAUUUAUGAUUAAGAUGAGUUAGUGAAGAGAAAUAUACUGUAAAUUCAGAAAUUAUUGCGUGCAUUUAUUAUUGCCAUUUUGUAAUUUUAGACUUAAAUGCAAUUUGAAUUUUUAUGAUUUUGAGAAAAAAUUCUGUUUAAUUCAUAUAAAAUAUUUCAAAAUGUGAGUUCAGAUUAUUGCGUUUUCAACUCUCGCAUUUUUCGCAAUAAUAAAAACCUCGCAUUAAUUUCUGAAUUUACAGUACCUUAUUCUUCUACAUUUAUAAUGAAAUGACACGUUUCUCAAAAAAAAAAAUCUGAAGGAAAAAACAUUCUAUGAAAAAUGUAUUUCUAUAUUUAAUAUAUUAUUUAGAUAUAGCAGCACUGUGCUAGUCUGAUUAUUGUUUAAAAAGGUGUCUUGAUCUGAAACCAUUAAACACCAUCUCAUUCACAAGUGGCAUACUCUACUGCCAAAUAAAACUAGUUCAGGGAUAGUCAAUCUGUAUGAAAGUAUAACUCUAUAUAUCCACAUUGAAUAUAUUAAGCACAAAGAUAAUAACAUUGUAAAGUGUCUGGUUAACAUUUCCAAGGCUUUUUGGCUAUGAAUACAAGUAAAUUAGUAAUUCAAAUCAGACAUCUUUAAAGUCGUACAAAGAAAGCAUAGUAUAAGUAUAUGGAAUUCAAUUAUUUUUGCUUAAUGCUACAUUGUGUAGUGCCAUUAAAAAGAAGUUUAAAAGAUAAGUUUUGUGUUGGAUUGGUAUUUUAAUCAGCUUGUUUUCAUCAAUAUCUAGAUCUGUAAAAGUCAUAUCAUUUUACAUGUUUCAAUAGUUUUUGAUCAUAUCAAUCAAUCAUUUGUUAAAAAUAUAAUUAAUAUUUUUAAAUGGCCAUAUAUGUUUCAUUUACUUGUAUUUAUCUGUCAGACUGUAAUUAAAAGAUAUGCUGGAACAUUUUUUGAAAUAAUUAUGAUUUAAUUACAAAUUAUCUUGCUUUUUUAAAUGUAUUUCACAAAUAAAUUACUUCUUCAGUGAUAGGAAAUUAAUAUAUUUUAUAUGUUGAGAAUUAUUUUCAGCAAAUAUGGUUUCUGCAUUUGUAUUAAAUAUUCCAAAUGGAGCUUACACCAAAUAUAUUUGGUAAAAUGGCAUAAAUUUAUUAUUUUGUUUUCAGAAUUUUCCUUGUUAAAUGAUAACAGUUACAUUCCCCUACUGUAAUAUUGCAAUUUCUAGACUUUUAACUUUACAAGGAAGAAAGAAUUUUUCACCUUCUUUCCAUGUCCUUAUUUAAAUUUGGACACACCAAAUCAAUGGAUAUUGUCCUUUGACAAGAAAGCCAUUUUUUUUUGUGCACAUGUACUAGUAAAUACAAAUAAAAAAUAUAGAUUUUCAUGUUUUGCAAAUUUGUGCUAUUUUGGGGUUGUCCUACAAAAGCGAGAAGAAAAGUUUUAUUGAAAAAGCUAAAUUAAAAGUUAAAUACAUAUCACUAUAUUGUAAAACCUUGACUGAUACUUUUAAAACCAUAAAGAUUGGAUGUUGUGAAAUAUUAAUAUAUGUAGGAAUACAAAAUUCAUUUAAAUAUUUUGAUUGUUAUGGUCACGAAAUCUCAUGUUAGAUGUUUAAUUUAAAACUAUGAUGAGUGACAUCUUUGCUGAGUUUUCAUUAUUAUUUAUGAAGUACUGUAAAUUCAGAAAUUAUUGGGAGGUUUUAAUUAUUGCGAAUAAUACGACAGACUUGUAAAUGCAAUAAUUAAAACUCGCAUUGUGUAAUAUUUUAUCUGAAUUAAGCAGGAUUUUUCAAAAAAUCGUAAAAAUUAAAAAAUAACAAAAUCGCAAUAAUAAAUGCUCGCAAUAAUUUCUGAAUUUACAGUACUUGGGUUUCAUGUGUUAAGGUGAACCAAAAUUUCAGAGUUAACAAAAUACAAGUUUAUUAGAGACAUGGUAGUAUGCAGAACUCAUUACAAUCAAAUUUCUAUGAAAAUAUAUUUUUUUCUUUUAUCUAUAAAUAUUUUUAUGAACAAAAAUAGGAGGAUCUAGAGCAGGUUUACCUAGCAGCUUCCUCUAAAAUUCACUCAUGAACAAUCUAUGAAGUUCAGACUUGUUAUUGCAUAGUCAGCAACUUUUUAAUUUAGCAAAAUUAUUUAGGUAUGAAACCUAGACAUUCAAAAUUGUAUCUAUCUAAAUAUUAUGCAAGACUUUCAUAAAUUUAGUAUGUAAAACAUGUCAAAAAAAGAUAAUCACACUUUUUGAAUAUGGCUUUGUGCUUAUUAAAUAUGGCUUUGUGGUAAGAUUAAGUACAAUGACCUAUUUUGGGGUCCUUCCCUAUACAUAGCUCUGCGACAUCCAUCAUUUUAGUACAGAUUCCUUAAUCGUUGAUGAUUUAUGAAGUGUUUUGGAACACCCAUCACAGCAAGUUUAGGGAUUCAUUUUGACAGAUUUGAAUUUACAUACAAUGUAGAUAUAUAUCAAAACUACUGAGAUUUUGAUUGGCCACUUCAACCAUGAAAUUGAAAUGUACGAGGAAUCCACAGGUACAAUGGACUGUCAAUUAAAUUUAUAUUAGUCACAAAUUAAAGCACCAUUGACCCAAAGAUAUGAAAAUCUGUAUCAAUAAAAGCUAGACAAAUUAUUAAAAAUACCUCCCAGCAUUUCAUGUUUUAUGUUUAAAUUAUUAAUUUCUGUUUAAAGAACAUGCUACUAAUGAAUUCUUUUUGUUAAAUGUUUUAUUGAAAGAGACAGGUAUUUUUAAAAAUAUACAACAUUUAGGAAUGAUUAACAGUUUGCUCAAUUAAAUAUCAAGAAUUUUAAAAUGAAAUUAUAAAAGUAAACUAAAGAAUCUUUUAUCUAGGAAUGGAAAAUAUGCCAAGAAAGUUUUGAUACAUAAAAAGUGCAUUUGUAGAUGAAAUAAAAUAAAACAAUUAAUUUUAGAUUGAUGAAUUGAAGUUAUGUUUGAUGUAUUGCUUUUUUCUGAUUUUGUUUUUACAAUUGAUAGUUAAAUAAUAAGCUGUCGCAGAUAAUGACCAAUAAUAUUGAACCUGUAUGACCUAUGUUGAAAGGUUUCAAAGUACUUAAGGAUUAAUGGAUGCAAUAGAUUUUUGUUGUGGUUUAAAUGUCAAUUUAGGUGCCAUAUCGAUUCCUAACAAUAUAUAAACAUUGGACAUCAUGCUUGCAACUAUUUAAAUAUUAAAAUCACACCUUAUGAAUAUUAAUGUGGAUUAUUUUGACACUUUGUGGAAUGUAAGAUGUUUUAUUGAAAAGGAUGAAUUCAAGAUAAUAUAGAAAAAAAAUAAGACCUGCAAGUCAAAAUAAAUGGCCCAAAGUACACUGACCCUUACAUUAAUAUGUAAAAUGUUCAGGUCAUGUGAUGGUGUUUGCAUUUGCAAACAUGAGUGUCCUGCUUUCGAACAUUUAGUUGGGGAGACUCAUUUUGCUGGUAAUAUUUGAAUGGGGGGGAGAGUUGCACCUAUUUAUCAUAUUGAUUUCAGAGACGGAGGUAAUACAGGCGCGGAUCCAGAAGGGCGGGGGUCCGGGUUGGAACCCCCCCUUUUUUUUUGGACGAUCAAUGCAUUUGAAUGGGGACAUUUAGUAGGAACCCCCCUUUUUAAAAUGCCUGGAUCCGCCCCUGUAAUAUGUACAGUAGAAACAAUAAGCUAAAAAGAGAAGGAGGAAAUUUGAAGAAAAGAUACAAAUAGACAGCAUCCCCCCUCAUAAGACAUUUUGAUAUAGGAGAGACACUUGGUGAUGAAAAUGGCAUUAGGUUUUAUUUUUUUCUAGAAUUCAAAGAAUGGACAUAUACGGUAACACAUCUUUGUUAUAAAUAAACUGAUAUUAUCAAAAGCUUUAGCUAUCUAUUUUGGGCAUUUUAGUAUUAUGCUAGUGUAGUAUUUUUCAGUAAGUAUUUGCAUUAUAUAUCUAUCUCACUUUAUUUCAUAUAUGUCAGUAAAUAUGUGCUCUAUAGUAUUGCUAUGCAAAUAUUUGUUUUCUUUAUUGUUAUUGCAUACAGAUAAGUGCUUUAGAUUGAAAUACAGAAGAAUUGUAGUUUUUUGUCACAAAUAGACAUACUUUUUGUUAAGGGCUAUUUUAAAAAAAUAUAAUAGUAGGGGGAGACACUUUGUUUUUUAUGGCCACCAUCUGUACAAUUGCAUUUUACUUUGAAAACAUAACAACUCAAUUUGAACUUCAUGACCUUCCCCAACCCAUUCAAAAAUAAUCAAAGUGCCUUUCAACCCCCCCAUUUUUUUUCUGGAAUAGCCUUAAACAAAAAUUUGAGAUUAUAGUGCUAUUGACUGUAGUUCAUAUAGUUCUACAGUAUUAUAGACUUUCAUGUUAUGAACAAAUAAGUCCUUCCUUGAGUAAUUCUGUGAUAAUGUGGCCUACAUUUUAAAAUUCCAAGAAAUGACCGUGAAAAGAAGGAUCAUUCUAACAUUCAAAUUUGAAAUCAUCUGUUUUAUGAUAAUAGAAAUAGAUAGAGAUUAAAACUUUCUGGUAUUUAUCAUUCUAGACGGAAGUUGGCUUCAAAGAGAAAUAUUUGAGGCAUCAUAAAUGAACAGUCUGCUUUUGUUUGAACAUUCACAAGGGGACACCUGUAGGUAUUUUAAAUAAAUUAAAGUGUUUUUUCUACUCUUUUGAGGUUUAUAAUCAAUAUUCAGGUGGCCUUCAACUUAGCUAUAAUAUGAUCAUUGUACUACACUCGGUUUAUAUGUAUGUGGAAGGAUUUAUUUUCCUCUUCUGUUAAUGAACAAUUUAUCAACUUCCUAUCUUAUAGUAAAUAACUUUGCAUUUAAAAACAAAUAGAUUUUUAAACUAAUUUUGUGAUAUCUUUUGCUUCUGUUCUGUCUGUCUUGUUAGAAUGAUUCAUACUUUAAUUGCUACCAGAAUUUUCUUUUCAAUCUUUGUUUCCAAAUUGAUUUGCAUUAAGUACAUGGGCUGAUAAUUAGAUUGUCUUGUUGCGAUUUGAUUUUUUUUUCACUCAUUUUUGUUUUUAUUGCCUCCUACUCAUUAUAAUUCAUUUUAAUCACAGUUUAUUUUUCUCUUAGAAAAAAGAAUGAGGCAAAUUGAAAAGACAACAAAGAUUGAUCUAUUUGCAUUAAGUACAUUUGCUAAUAAUUUUAUCUUGUAUUGUUGCCAUUUGAUUUUUUUGUGUGUGUAGCCUCCCACUCACUAUUAUUCAUUUAAAUCAAAGUUUAUUUUCUGUAUGAAAGAAAAAAAAGACGAAACAAAUUUAAAAGACAAGAAAGGUUGAUAUAACGGUUAGAAGAAAUAUUUUCUGAAACGAAAAAAAGAACGAAACAAAUUUAAAAGACAAAAAAGAUUGAAACAGAAAGCAUGUAUUCAAUUAAAGUUUCCUUAUAUCAACAGAUGCUUCCUGGGAAAAGUAAAUUCUCAUCUGUCAAGAUGUUGACACAACCUUUUCUUUGUAUGUUUAUCUAACAUUAUUUAUUGGUGCACUAUUGUUUGUGUUAACUAUGUAAAUUGUAUAACUUGUUCAUAAUUGUAACAUAUUGUUGAUUGCUUUUAAUUUGUGUAAGCUUCCAUUAUGAAAGCUGUAUUUGAAAGUGCAAUAUCAAAUAAAGACCCAAUAAAAAUACAUAAAGACACUUUG
Messenger RNA from Mytilus trossulus (common blue mussel), 8644 nucleotides. Its product is annotated as exocyst complex component 6B-like. Gene Ontology annotation, cellular component: membrane; exocyst. Lineage: Eukaryota; Metazoa; Mollusca; Bivalvia; Mytilida; Mytilidae. Bases 32 to 2593 code for a protein of 853 amino acids. The transcript is spliced from 26 exons. The record is from RefSeq and is a predicted model, not a curated record. Gene Ontology annotation, biological process: exocytosis; Golgi to plasma membrane transport; intracellular protein transport.